This is a messenger RNA of Saccoglossus kowalevskii, 783 nucleotides long. Its product is annotated as cell wall protein DAN4-like. Lineage: Eukaryota; Metazoa; Hemichordata; Enteropneusta; Harrimaniidae. The record is from RefSeq and is a predicted model, not a curated record.
AUGACAACCCAAUCCAAUGAGCCAACUACACCGACUACCAAUCAGUGGACGGACACAAUUAGUGAAUCGUCCGCGAGCGAUUCAAUGACAACCCAAUCCAAUGAGCUAAGUACAUUGACUACCAAUCCAUCGACUGGCACAAAUAGUGGUUCGGCAACGAGUGUUUCAAUGACAACCCAAUCCAAUGAGCCAACUACACCGACCACCAAUCAGUGGACGGACACAAUUGGUGGAUCGUCCGCGAGUGAUUCAAUGACAACCCAAUCCAAUGAGCUAACUACAUUGACUACCAAUCCAUCGACUGACACAAAUCGUGGUUCGGCAACGAGUGUUUCAAUGACAACCCACUCCAAUGAGCUAACUACAUUGACUACCAACCCAUCGACUGAAACAAAUAGUGGUUCGGCAACAAGUGUUUCAAUGACAACCCAAUCCAAUGAGCCAACUACACCGACUACCAAUCAGUGGACGGUCACAAUUAGUGGAUCGUCCGCGAGUGAUUCAACGACAAGCCAAUCCAAUGAGCUAACAACAAAAAAUACCAAUCCAUCAACGGACAGCGAUUCAACGACCAGUGAUCUGAUGACAACCAAAUUGAAUGAGCCAACUACACCAACAACCAAUCCAUCGACGAAAAUAGACAGUACCACGUCACAAACAACAUCUUAUCAGUCCAGUGGUCAUUGGACUACACAACAGACGCCAAUUGUUACUCAUAUUAGUUCUGGUAUAACGACACCAGGUAAUUACUUAAAUUCAAUUACUAAUUAUUUCUCUGAUUAA